This is a messenger RNA of Oikopleura dioica, 456 nucleotides long. Lineage: Eukaryota; Metazoa; Chordata; Appendicularia; Copelata; Oikopleuridae. The record is from the annotation of a GenBank genome assembly.
AUGCCCCCACGAAAAGGAAAGACUGAAAAGGUCGAGGAAGUCGUCACCUUCGGCCCUAAGGUUGCCGAUGGAGAGAACGUCUUCGGUGUUGCUCACAUCUACGCCUCCUUCAACGAUACCUUCAUCCACAUCACUGAUUUGUCCGGAAAAGAAACCAUGGUCCGAGUCACUGGUGGUAUGAAGGUCAAGGCUGAUCGAGAUGAAUCUUCUCCCUACGCCGCUAUGUUGGCUUCCCAGGACGUCGCCGUCCGAGCCAAGGAACUCGGCAUCACUGCCCUCCACAUCAAGCUCCGAGCUAUGGGUGGUACCCGAACCAAGUCUCCCGGACCCGGUGCCCAGCAGGCUCUCCGAGCUCUUGCCCGUGCUGGUAUGAAGAUCGGCCGAAUUGAAGACUGCACCCCAGUCCCAUCCGACUCUACCCGAAGAAAGGGUGGUCGACGUGGUCGCCGAUUGUAA